AUGAAUAAAAAGAGUAAAACUCCUUAACAAUCAUCUUAACCAUAAAAUCAACAAAUUAACUAACCUUCUCCUAUGAUGUAACCAAUGUCUUUGCAAUCAGGACCAUCUCCAUCUUAACCUGAUACUUCAGUAUUGGAUGAAUCUGGUGGAGAGAGUGUAAAAGUUGCAUUGCGAAUUAGACCAAUGAACUAAUUAGAAUAAGGAAGAGGAGAUGAAUAAUGUAUCAAAGCUAUAUCAGAUUCAAAUUGUUAACUCUAUUAUAAGUAAUUCGCGAUCUUAAUUAGCAAAGAGGAGUAGCAAAGUAAUUUAGAUUUAAUGCUGUUUUGGAUGAAAGGUGUACUUAAUAAGAGGUGUUUAUGAAAUGCAAUAUUUAAGAAUUAUUAGAUGCUGCCUUAGAUGGAUAUUCAGCUACAAUAUUUGCAUAUGGUUAAACAGGAUCAGGUAAAACUUAUACGUAAAUUUUUCAAUUUUAAUAUUUAAGCAUUUCUGGAGUAGAAGAACGUUUAGCAAGAGAAAAGUAUAUUUCUGAUGAAUCUGAAGGCAUAAUUCCAAGAGCUACUAGAUAUUUAUGGUAAAUUAUGGCACAAAGAGCAGAGUAAUUUUAUGUGAAAGCUUCAUUUACAGAAAUAUAUAAUGAAUAAUUGAGAGAUCUAUUAAAUCCUGCUUCUGGAAUCUUGCAUUGUAGAUGGAAUUUAUAAAAUGGAUUCUUUGUUGAAGAUUUAAUGAUUGUUGAAUGCACAUCAUUCUCUGAUAUUUAAGCAGUAUUACAUGAAGGAAUGAGAAAUAGAAAGUAAGGAUCUCAUGAAUUAAACAAAGAUUCAAGUAGAUCUCAUUCAAUAUUGACAGCUUAUUUAAUUGGAGAAUAGAAUAUAGAUGGAUAAAUUGUUAAAGUAUUGAAUUAUAAUAUAAUAAAAUAGAGAUAUGGAAAAUUUUCAUUUGUUGAUUUAGCUGGUUCAGAAAGAUUGAAAGAAUCUAAAUCAUAAGGUGAUAUGAUAAAAGAAACUGGUAAUAUUAAUAAAUCUUUAUUUACUUUGGGUAAAGUUAUUAAGUCUUUAAGUGAUAAAAAGAAUAAAUUACCUUACAUUCCUUAUAGAGAUAGUAAAUUAACAAUGCUUUUAAUGGAUUCAUUAGGGUAUUAAUGAAAUUUAAUAUUAAUAGAGGAACUGCUAAGGCAUUAAUGAUUGCUUGUGUAUCUCCUUCUGCUGCUUAUUAUGAAGAAACAUUGAGUACUAUAAAUUAUGCCACUUCAACUAUGAAUAUUUAAAAUAAGCCAGUGAUUUCUAUGGGUGAAAAAGAUUAAAUUAUAUAUAAUUUGACUAGAGAGAGAGAUUUGUUAAAGAUGGAAAAUCAGUAUCUAAGAGAAUAAUUAUAAAGGUAAUUAAUCAUAAUAAUUAUUUAGAUAUACAAAUGGAUUACCUAUAGAAAUACCUAAUUUUAAUGAUAAAAAUGGAUAAAAGAAAUAACUACCUCCAUUACCAUCUAGACCAAUUAGUCAUAAUUAAAUUCUUAAUAGUUAAUAAAAUGGAUUUGAUUAAUAGGUUAAUUCUAAUAAUAGUAAGAUUGAUUUGCCAGUAAAUAAAAUAUUACAUGAAUAUUAAAUGGAAAUAAAUAAAUUAAAAUAAGAAAAUGAUGAAUUAAGAAAUGCUCGUGAUGUUUCUGUUAAGAAUUAUCAUAUUGUUAUGAAUGAAAAUAAUGCUUUAUAAUUGAAAUUAGAGAAUUUAGAAUAGAUAUUUAUUGGUAAUCCAAUAACUAAAGGAGAUUAGGAAAAAUCAAAGAUUUAAGAAGAAUAUAUGUCUAGUGCAUUAUUGAUAGAAAAUAGUGAUUUAAAAAAAAAAGUAGCAUCUUUAGAAGAAAAAAAUAUGGAGUUAGCUUAAGUAUGAAAUUUAUAUAAAAUUUAAUAGAUUGCUAGAAAAAAUCUUAAUGGAAAGAGUAGUGAUCCAAAUGAUUUACAUGAAAUAGUUUAAUUGAAAUAAACAAAUAAUUAGUUAUAAUAACGUGUAGAAUUUUUAUAAGCAAGAGAAAGGGAUUUACUUGAAUAAAUAAUGAGAUUAUAAAGAUAACCAAAAGCUUAUGCAGGAUUUUGA
Messenger RNA from Paramecium pentaurelia, 2084 nucleotides. The record is from the annotation of a GenBank genome assembly. NCBI's taxonomy places the organism in Eukaryota, Ciliophora, Oligohymenophorea, Peniculida, Parameciidae.